Molecule: messenger RNA, 4800 nt
Organism: Styela clava
Lineage: Eukaryota; Metazoa; Chordata; Ascidiacea; Stolidobranchia; Styelidae
Source: RefSeq, a predicted model, not a curated record
AUUUAUGCGAUUUUAGUUGUGCAUGUUUUAGCAAAAAAACGCAAUCUCGGUCAUUCUGAUGGCCGUAAUAAAUUUGAAUCAGGGUUUCCCGAACCGGGGGUCCGUGAUGACUGCACAGAGGGUCUGCAACGAUAUGAAAAGAGUCUGAUCGAUUUUCAAUGAUUGAUUUUAAUCAAAAAGCCGAAUUGAAUAUUUUUGGUUAAGCAAUGCGGACGAAUAUUCAUUGCUGUCAGAAGAGGAAAUUAAAAUUUUUUUACAUUUGUCUUUUGCUACGACCUACGUGUUUGAGUCAGCGUUUUCAGCUUGUACCAACGUGUGCAUGGAAUCUACUUAAUGUAUUUUAUAUUACCCGUUGAAAUGUUUUUUAUUAGCUCUGAAGUUUAAAUUCUUGCAUUUACUGGUUCACAUUACAGUACCUGUUUCAGUUGGCAAACAGGAUGACAUAAUUCAAUCGAUAGGAAUUCUUUUAAAUCAAAAAAGCAAAUACUAGAAUACGGAAAUAGACUAGGUACACACUGUGAAUAUGGAAAUGAACUGCUGCGAUGAGCUGGAUCUGUCAGAUUCUUCAUUUUCAUAUUGCUUCAACGACAGCACAUUCAGUUCCAGAAUUUUGACCGGUCUGAAUGAUCUACGUCUGGAGAAAAAAUUUUUUGAUAUGACAAUAUGUGUUGGAGAAUUUAAGUUCAUGUGCCAUAGAAUAGUAUUAGCAUCAGCGAGUGAUUACUUCAGAGGAAUGUUUGGAGGAAGAAUGCGUGAAAGCUUCUCAGAUUCUGUUAGUAUAUUUGAUGUUGAUCCAGACACCAUGGAACUCCUCAUUGAAUUUUGUUAUACGAGUCAAGUUGAAAUCAAUACAGAAAAUGUUGAGAGAUUAAUGAAGGCUGCUGAUCUAUUUCAAUUCCCUACAAUCAAAGAUGCUUGUGGUAACUUCCUUCUGAAGCAUUUACAUCCAAGUAACAGCUUAAAUAUAGAGAGAUUUGCUGAUGGAUUAUCCUGCUCUAAACUUGCAGAAAUGUCGUUCAAUUACACUUUACAGCAUAUUGUUGAGGUCACUCUUACAAAGGAUUUCAUGAAUUUGAAUUUCAAUAAAUUGUUAGAGAUCAUUUCCCAUAAAGAUCUCAAUAUUGAUAAAGAAGAAAAUGCUUAUGAAAUUUGUUUGUUUUGGAUGAAGGUUGAUGUUCCCUCAAGAAUGCAGUAUUUCACAAGGCUGAUGGAGCGAAUCAGAUUUCCAUUCAUUCGAAGAAUUUAUAUUUUGACAAAGAUAGAAACGAACGUACUAAUGAGAAAUUUUUCACUGUGUCUGGAUUUAAUUAAAGAAUCUCGAGAUUUUCACAAUUGCGAUUUAGACAGACAUGAAAAAUAUUCAAUCAGAAUGCAGCCUCGGCUGUCAACUGGGAUUGCUGAAGUCCUGAUUAUCCUUGGUGGCUGUAACAAUGACUGUGAUGAACUGGUGAAUGCAGAAUGCUUGAAUCCGCAAAACAACCAUUGCAGAAGCAGAUAUCUUGCUGAAACUCCUGAAAAUAUGAGAGGAGGAUAUUCAGCUGUGGUGCUUGAUAAUGAUUUAUUUGUUACAGGUGGUUCUGAUGGUUUCCAAAUGUUCAAUACUGCAUGGAGAUAUAAAUCUCAGCUUAACGAAUGGGUUGAGAUAUCACCCAUGUUACAAGCAAGAGAAUAUCAUGCCUCUGUAUCAAUGAAACGUUCUAUCUAUGUUGUUAGUGUUGAAGGUUGUGAGCGUUAUGAUGAAGACACAGAAAGUUGGAAUGCGAUUUGUUCUAUGUCAUAUCCUGUGAAUAACUGUUCUGUUGCUGCUUGUUAUGGAAAGAUAUACUGUAUCGGAUCGGGUGUUAUUGAUAAUAAAAUAACAUUCCAGGUUUACAACCCCAAAAUAGAUGGUUGGAAUUUAUUAGAUUGUGACAUGUCUGUUGUUUGUCAGUCAUCAUUUGUACCUUCGCUGACGGCUUUAUCUGGAAAAUUAUAUUUCAUACAUGAAGAUUCGAGAUGUGUCAUUGGUUAUGACCCUGUCAAAAAUAAAUGGCUGGAUCGUAUUGCGCCUAUGCUUCAACUACACUUGGGUGGGAGUGUGACUCAAUAUCAAGGAAAAAUUGUUGCUUCUGGUGGAUACGAUGAGAGAUUUGGGUUGACUGAUACAGUUGAAAUGUACGAUCCUGAUCAAAAUGAGUGGAGUUAUUUAACAAAAUUGUCGAGGCCUAUGUUCUGGCACAAUUGUGUUAGUUUAUUCAAAUACGUAUCUGCACCGAGAGGUGAUUACUUUUUCGCUUCUGCGACUUUGCAUGACUUUUCUGAAGAGUUAUCAUCGAGUGAUGUAAAUACAACUCGUCUCUAAGUUUGUUCCGUUUGAUAUACAGAGAGUGAGAAUGUAAAAUAUUUCAGGUGGCGUCUGACUUGACAAACCACUUUAAACUGUCAUUGGUGAUAAAAGAUCGAAAUAGAUAUCCAAAAUUUUGAUUGAAACAAUAUCCAUGAUUAAUCUAAUAUUUAGGCAAGUUUUGUAAACUAUAUUUUAUUAUAUAAUUAGCAAAAGUGCGAAAUAUUAUUGAUUGAAUCCUGUACAACUACAAAUUGGAUCCUUCAACUGUUGUUAGAUUAUUGAUGUUUGAGAACUUAACACAAAUCAAUCAUUUUUCAGAAAGUUUUUCAUAACAAUUCAGGCAACUAAAGUUAAUAAUUAUUAUCAUCAGAAAUUUACCUUCAAUAUGUGUAAUUUAUAAGGUGAUGUCAGGCAUUUUCUGCUAUUUCUUGUUCCUGCCAUGUAAUAUCUAUCUUAUUCUGUUUUUAAAACUCAAGGCAAUUGCUGGCUCCUAAUUGAUCAUUUUUUUUCAGAUUUCCAUCCAAUUAUUACCUGACAUUGACAAUAUUUAUAUAAUAUAAUUAAAAGUUAUGCAGUGAAGCAAUUGACACAUUUCGGAAAUUACAAAAAAUGUAUCGCUAAAAAUGUAAUGUUAAAUAUAUGGAAAAUUUCAGUAAAUUUGAUGUUUUUUUGUUGGUAGUUUAUAUACUUUUUAAAGUUUACAUUGUUUUUAUAUUUUAGUAGCCUCUUUUAUUGCAAAAAUUAUAUAAUAGAGGCAGCUUAUUAACAUAUAGUUUAUCAGCAUAGUUUCCAUUAGAAAACCCAUACUUUUUUGUCCAUGAAUGGCGAUUCGGUAAAAGUAACAAUAAUUAAUAGUUUACAAGUAUUCUUUACUUACCUUAUUACAACUAUUUCAAUGAAACAUUUUUGUGUAUUAUUCAUGUAUUUUAUUUUCCACUUCACAUUUCUACCAUUCAUUUAUUAUGUUCUCAAUUUACUCUUGACUUGAGUACUAUUAUGCAUCCAAUGGCCACUAACAUUAUUUUAUAAUACUGAUGGCGAAAAAUUGAAUUUAUUCUAUUAUUAGGCCCAUUGGUAGGAGCCAGUGUUCACUCUUAAGGAAAUUAUGAUGGUAUGGGUGAUUAUGAACAUUAUAUUAGACUUAAGAUUGAAAGUAGUGAGUUCUAAUCAAAGCAAAUCUUGACUGAAUCCAUCUCAGACUCUCAAUUGACUAUGUAUAGAUCCUGGUUAUGAGCAUUUCAGUAUUUAUAGGGUUCAAUACUGUCUAAAUUGUCCGAUUUGAAAUUGAAUCGCAAAUCAACUUUUGUUUGAAUAUUAUAAUGCGAUAGAAGGUUUAAAAACAUAUUCUUUAUGUAACUGAAUGUGUUGAAAAGUUAUGGAUAUAGGAGCAUUGAACAUCAAAAGAUACUUUUGGAUUUCAUUAUUUGAUUUUAAUUCUCUUUUUACCUGAACCAUUGCCUGUAUCUUCUUUACUUUUUGAAAAUAGCUGUGAUUCCAAACGUUACCUCGGUUAUUUCCUAAAUUUUAUUGCAAUUGAUAUUAAACUUAACUUAAAUUAAUUGUUUUUGUUUCAAAAUAAUCAAGGUUGACUUCGUUUAUUUAUAUGAAUAUGAAAUGUGCUUUUAAAGUAUUUAAUGAAUAUAUUUAGGUGUAAAAUUUGUGAACAAAAUACUAAUCUUUAAUUUUGAAUAACACAAUUGGACUCCAUUCUGAACAUGGAAUUAUUUUUGUUAAAACUAUACAACCUCUUGGAUGCAUAUGUAAGAAUAAUAUCUUGUCUUACAAUUUGGACGUUUCAUCAUAGAUAAGCAUUUCUUAAUCUAUUUCUUAUUUACUUUCAUAUUUAAAAAUUUUACAUCAUCAUUUGAAACUUGUAGCACAAUUGUCGUUCAAUAUUGUAGCUUAGGUGCUUUUACAGAAUUUCAAGUUUCGUCAUUCCCAUGAAUUUCAAAUCAAGUGGCAUAUGUGUAUGAGUGUUGGAUAGUAGUGUUCGAAAGAAUUAGGUGUGCAAACAUUUUUAAGUGCACAUGUCUUUGAUAUGUGGUUUGUCACUUUGCUAUACCUUGAUUUAUUUUAUCAUGUUUCGAAGUUUUGAGCAUGCCUAUAUAAAUGUCACAUAUCAUUCAUUUGGCCUUUGCUUCUGUCCGAGUUUCAGGAAAAGUUUCGUAACAUAAUGUUCUAUCUACAAACACCAGUUUUCUAGCGUAUGAAACUUGGAUUUUUUGAUGGAAUGGACGAUGUUUCACAGAAUUCUGGAAAAUCUGCCUGACAAGGUCAUUUAUCGCCUUGUUAUGAUUGACUUCGCUGCUGGACGGCCAAUUGACACAUAAAUUAAACUCAUUCUUCAUAUUUCCUUUAUUUCAUAUAUUGUUGUAUUAUAUUCUUGUUUUGAAUUUGUUAGUGACUAAAAUAGUCAAGCCUGUAUAUAUUUCUGUUGUUAAAAUAAAUAUUGUACUAGUAGUGUCUGUCAGGAA